Molecule: messenger RNA, 4575 nt
Organism: Galleria mellonella (greater wax moth)
Lineage: Eukaryota; Metazoa; Arthropoda; Insecta; Lepidoptera; Pyralidae
Product: protein TAPT1 homolog
Exons: 10
Coding region: 197-2011 (604 amino acids)
Biological process (GO): positive regulation of cilium assembly; maintenance of protein localization in endoplasmic reticulum
Cellular component (GO): endoplasmic reticulum membrane; ciliary basal body
Source: RefSeq, a predicted model, not a curated record
GUCUUCGUCUGUGUUGUCUUUAAAGAUAUCAGAUUAGUGAUUAUUAGUUAAUUUUGCGAUAAUUUUGAUUGUUUAAUAAUUUUAUUCGAUAAUAAAUACUCUUAAAGAGAAAUAAUAUGGACCAUAUGAUUUGGUGUCUCCAUUGAGUAUAAAUGUUUAUGUUUUAUUACUAUAAAUUUAUUUUCUAUUUAUUAUUAUGAAAAAUGAAGAGUUUCAAGAGCAUACUAAAAGGUUGCGUUUUAUGCCUUUAAGUAAUGUUCAACAUUUUUCUGCUGAUACAAGCACUGACUCUAAACCUACUAUAGAAAUGAAGAACAAAGAUGGAGAAAAACCAGCCUCUUUAUUCGCAUUUUUACAAGUUGAACUUACACGAGGUUAUUUACUUGAGCAUGAUGAAGAGAGGUUUUCUGCACGAAGGGAAAAAGUUUAUUCUUUUAUAAAAAUUCCACAGGAGUUAGAGAAAUUCAUGGCAUAUGGAUUUUUUCAAUGUGCAGAUUCAUUGUUGUUUGUAUAUACAUUUUUACCAUUAAGAUUUAUUAUGGCAUUUUGGUCCUUCCUUAAUAGGUUAUUUAGGAAGUGUUUUGGGUUUUAUUCCAACUCUCGGAAGAACAUAUUGAAACCAGCUGAAACUUGUGAUGUAUUGAAAGGAUUUAUCUUAGUAAUAUGCAGCAUUUUAAUGUGUUAUAUAGACACAAAUAUGAUGUACCACUUAGUGAAGAGUCAGAGUGUUAUGAAGUUGUAUAUCUUUUACAAUAUGUUAGAAGUUGGUGAUAGGUUAUUCUCAGCCUUUGGUCAGGACACUAUAGAUGCUCUGUUUUGGACUGCAACAGAACCCAGAGAUCGGCGGCGAGAACAUUUGGGUUUGAUACCGCAUCUGUUAUUCGCUAUGACCUAUGUCUUUCUUCAUAGUUUGUUAGUACUGUUUCAAGCAACAACUCUUAAUGUGGCCUUUAAUUCGAACAAUAAAAGUCUUCUUAUAAUUAUGAUGUCAAACAAUUUUGUAGAACUCAAAGGAAGUGUAUUUAAGAAAUUUGACAAAAACAAUUUAUUCCAAGUGUCAUGUAGCGAUGUAAGGGAACGCCUUCAUCUCUCAGUACUGCUAUUUAUAGUAGUGUUACAAACUAUGAAAGAAUAUAUGUGGCGAGAAGAGCGCUUCUGGAUUUUAGCGCCAGACUGCGUCCUCGUAUUAACCUUUGAGGUCAUAAUUGAUUGGGUCAAGCACGCCUUUAUCACUAGAUUUAAUGAAAUCCCCUACGGCGUGUAUAGGGAGUAUACAGUGAGUUUGGCGUACGAUGUUGCGCAAACUAGGCAGAAAUAUGCUUUCAGCGAUCAUUCUGAUUUGGUAGCACGUCGCAUGGGUUUCAUCCCAUUGCCUUUGGGCGUUGUUAUUACGAGGGUGUUGGUUCACGCAGUUAAAGUGGACGGGUUUGCAGCCAUUUUCCUUAUAUUUUUAGCCUAUCUGUGCCUAAUAUCUAUUAGAGUGUUGGUUUCUAUAGUUAUACUUGGGAAAGCUUGUGACUUAAUUUCGCAACAUCAGAUGGAGAAGAAUGAGUCUCUUCACACAACACCUAAAAGAGAACAAAAGGAGAUUAUUAAAGAUGUAUCUUGUACACACAAAACUCCCGAUGUUGAAGUAACUACAACAAAAAAGCAAACACAACUAAAGUUUCUCAUUCCUGAAGAUGUAAUCAUGACUGAACCCCUAGUAGAUGCGUCGGUGGGUGCAGCGGCCAUAUUUUCUAACAGCGCCAUUGAUUUGAACGGCGUUUGUUAUCUUAAUGACAAGAUGAACGUACAAGUUAAACAAGAGAGUGGAGAUUAUUUGGAACCGGAACUGGCAGAUGUAAGCCGUAGCGCCCCGGAUAUCAAAGCGGCCACGGGCGCUGACAAGGUGCCGGAAUCAGUGGAGCGGCCGAACUCACCUGACGCUGGCGCGGACGGGCUCAAGCGGCGAUCCGAAUCCGAGCCUAACUUAGUUAAAGCCGAAGAACAUUUCGACGAAGCAACGUAACAUCACGUGCUUGGUAUUCACUUAGUCAUACCUGAACUAGUCCAUAUUGGGAUAUAGAGCGAUGUUGAUUGGGAGUAGGUACUUUAAAUUAAAAAAGAUAUUAUUCAAAUUAUUCGUGUGAAAGAGUUUAAUAAAUUGUUCAAUGUGUGAUUACUUUGUGAUUCGCUGUAAAAGACAGGUAACCCCGACUUUAGAUUUCUGUUAAUUGGAUAUUUGGAUUAUUAAUAACAACUAGUUCGCUUGAAACAAAACUCAAAUAUCGUAUAUCUGAGUUUUGUUUUAAUUAAUUUCGUCUGAUUAUACUACUCAAAAAAGGAAGGAGUUCUCAAUAAGAAUUUUGCAAAUCGAUAUUUGUUCGAUAUUUUGUAAAUACUUUCGGAUAUACUUUUAUUUUGGUUCCAUAAAAAAAAAAUUAAAUUCGGUUGUGUAGUUCGGUUUUUAAAUCAAAAGAACUGGUUUAGUCACGACUGAAGUCGGUGUUUUAUUGUAGAGCAAAAUUAAAUACAAGAUUUACAAAUAUAAUAUCUUAGUUUUGUUUGUGUUGAAAUAAAGCAAACUAAUUCAAAAUAAGAACUGACUCUGCAAGGGAGGUAAUGUUCACUUAAUGGGCAGUUUUUGUUGAUUUGACUGGAAUUCUUGUAGCCCUGGUGAUGGAGAAUUACAUCAACAAAACUUCACGUACGGCCAAAUGUAUCAAAAUUCAAUUGAAUAUGUCGUUUAAGUUACUAAAAGUUAUUCUUAAGAAAUAGUUUGCUUAUAAUCAGUUUCCUGUUUCGUUUAUAUGUGGUACGACUAAUGAGAAACACUGUAGCGGACUGUUCUUAAGACAUAAAUCAUUGAGAAAUUAUUAAAACUAUCGUCAUGCACAUGUAUUAUAUAAAAAAGUAAUUGAUAAUAUCCCUUUUUGGUUGGCAAAAAGCGCCUAAUGUUGCUGGUAUUGCAGGUGUUUAAAAGCUAUAGUAACAGAUUACUAUCAUGUGCGCCGUAUGCUUGUUUGCCACCUCGUUGGUAUAAAAAACGUCUUUACAUUUUAAAAAAAUAACAAAUAAUUAAUAACAAAUUUCGAAAGAAAGUCAUCCUUAACUAAUUUUUUAAAGUUGCAUCAACAAAAUCUAAAAUGACUUUCGAAAUUAUAUUUUUAUUUACUUGUUUUAAGCAGAAAUUUAUUAAUUAUUACACUGACAUCUAAUAUCCGGAAUAUAUAAAUCUUAAAAUUGGAACUUACAAAUAUAUCAUUGAACAAUAACUAUAGUGAAUCAUACUCAAAUCAAAAAGCGCGUUGGUCGCGCAAUGUCACUCGCGAUGCAGGUCGUGGUGAACUGCUCUCAAGAAUAAGGGCUUUUAUUUAAUUCGAAAAAUUCGGGCAUUCCCGAAUUUAAAACGUUAGUAAAACCAACAUUUUACAUUACCUAUAUAUCGUUAAUCAGAUGUUACAUGGUACUAGUUUAAAAUUAAAGACUGAUAUCACUUUGGGUGCUUAGAAUUCGCUCAGAUUCCGAAUAAAAAAUGUUGUUCGCUACUUAAUUAUAUAAUUUGGUAGCUGAAAUUGUAAAUAACUGCUUCAUUCCAGUGAGCCAUAAUGAUCACGUGUAUUUAUUGGUUCUCUGGAAGUUUUUGAGCAUCUGAUUGAUUCUGUGUAUUGAAUUUUUGUAUUUUUGUCGUUGUUGCACUUUUUAUUAUUAAGGUCCUCUAGUAUCAUAGGUGUACUUAAAUCGUGUCCACCUCUGAAUUGUCUGGUGCCCACCUAAGGAUCUGGGCGAAGCUUUGCAAUGAUAUGUCUAAGAGUAAAUAUACGCUUUUUUAAGGGUUCAGGCCCACUUGGAAAAUAAUUUAAAAUACGCUAAUAUCUAGUAGUAUGGUACUACAACACAAUGACAUAAAGAAAUUUAUCGCAUAAUAUAAUUAAUUCCAAGAAAAAUUGAGGUUGAGUUACAAAUAAUUAAGUAAAAAAUAUUUUUUUCAAAAUUGUAUCAUUAAGGGGCUCUAAAUAUAAAAAAUUAAAUAAAUAAAAAAAAAAAACAAAAUAUUCGAUACCAAAAUAUAUUAUUAUUAUAAGCCACAAGUCCUGUGAUUUAUAAUAAUAGUAGUUUUAUGGCACAGGGCUCUAGAAUUAGAGACGGCAUAAACAUGCUUUUUAAUUAUUUUUUAUAGACGGUGUCUUAAUCAAUUUUAAUCAAGAUUAUCUUUACAAGAAAUAUUUUUUACUUAAUUUUUUUUUUAUUCUAUAUUUAUACUGAAAUACAUAGAGACAUUAAGUUUCGGAUCAUAUAUUGGUAUCUAUUAAAUCCAAAUAACAAGUUCCUUUACAGAAAAUUGGGGUUGUUAAUUUAAAAUAAGUAUUAUUAAUAUAGAAAACAUUGUUUAUAUAUUGCUAUAUCUUUACGCUUUCUUUAAUAAAUGGUUUGUAUGUAAAUAAGGCCUAUGUGGAAUAUAUUCAGAGUACUUUGUAUAAAAUUUGAUGGUGAUAAUAUCAUAAUUAAUGUAUCUUGACAUAGUUAUGAUUGAUGAUAUUAGUGUUAUGAUUAAUUUAUAUAUUUUUUUUAUGAAUUAAAUUAUGAUUUGUU